Messenger RNA from Fukomys damarensis (Damara mole-rat), 1934 nucleotides. It is a transcript of the gene Fez2, whose product is annotated as fasciculation and elongation protein zeta 2. The coding region runs from base 1 to 1044 and encodes 347 amino acids. Gene Ontology annotation, cellular component: axon; cytoplasm. The record is from RefSeq and is a predicted model, not a curated record. NCBI's taxonomy places the organism in Eukaryota, Metazoa, Chordata, Mammalia, Rodentia, Bathyergidae. The transcript has 10 exons.
AUGGUGAUUCAUUUGGCCGCCUCGCAGUUAAGGACUGGACAUUGCCGCUCCAGUAGGGCGCCACGUAGGAUGGGACCUAGAUUUAUCAGGGAUGUAGCGUGUGCAAAGGCACCAACGUGUGAGGCAGCAGUCAGCCCACUGGAACCCGACUCCCCACCCCAGCCUAGGAUCUGGAAUGCCCUGACAGAUAAUUUUGGAAAUGUCAUGCCUGUAGACUGGAAGUCAUCCCAUACUAGGACUUUACAUUUGCUUACUCUGAACCUCUCAGAAAAAGGGGUAAGUGAUGGUUUGCUCUUUGACACAUCAGACGACGAGGAGCUGAGGGAACAGUUGGAUAUGCACUCAAUCAUUGUCUCUUGUGUUAACGAGGAGCCCCUCUUCACAGCAGACCAGGUUAUUGAAGAAAUUGAAGAAAUGAUGCAGGAAUCACCAGACCCAGAAGAUGAUGAAACCCUUACACAGUCAGAUCGGCUCUCAAUGCUGUCCCAGGAGAUCCAAACUCUUAAGAGGUCCAGUAUGAGCAGCUAUGAAGAGAGGGUGAAAAGGCUGUCUGUAUCUGAGUUAAAUGAGCUCCUGGAAGAAAUAGAGUCUGCCAUUAAGGAGUACUCCGAGGAACUGGUACAGCAGUUGGCCCUGCGAGAUGAACUGGAGUUUGAAAAGGAAGUAAAAAACAGCUUUAUUUCUGUCCUCAUUGAAGUGCAGAACAAACAGAAAGAGCACAAAGAAAUGGCUAAAAAGAAAAAGAAACUAAAAAAUGGCAGCUCUCAGAAUGGGAAGAAUGAGAGAAGUCACAUGCCGGGCACACGCUUCAGCAUGGAAGGGAUCUCAAAUGUCAUUCAGAAUGGCCUCCGCCACACCUUUGGAAACUCAGGUGGAGAGAAACAGUAUCUGACAACAGUCAUUCCUUAUGAGAAAAAAAAUGGACCACCGUCUGUUGAAGACCUUCAAAUAUUAACAAAAAUUCUUCUUGCCAUGAAGGAUGAUAGUGAGAAAGUUCCGAGUUUGUUAACUGACUAUAUCCUGAAAGUUCUGUGUCCCACCUAAAGCAGCAUUACUUCAGGAGCAGCUUUAUCUUCUGUGGACUACAAGUUUGAUUUCCGAUAGUAUUAUUCUGAAAGCUGGCACCAUGUCCUUCCUGCUAUUGGAAACCCAGCACACUUGAACUUGGGUUUGUGAUUCAGUAUUAAUAGAUCAAGACUUCACUAAUUCUUUGUAUUAUAGAACCAAGAAAACUAUGGCAAAUUCUAGAGAUGGUUUUGGUAAAUCUGCUAACAACUGCGAACUGUUCUCCUAGUAGAAAUUGUGCAUGUGCAGUUUUCAGGUAUGCCUCUUGAGUUUUUAUGGCUUUCUACUUCUAAAUUGCACUGAAAAACUAGCAUGAAGCUUUGAGAUUUAUACUGUAGCUAUUCUUCAACGACGGCAAGAACACAGUGAGUUUUAUAAGACAACUGUCAGUAUAAAUAUUUCCUAACAGUAUUGUCCAGAGACCAAAACUUAAAUUUGUACUGUUUUGAAGACACACCACCAGAACGAGCAUUACUUUGCUUACUGGAACACUGGUCCUGUUGGAUGACUGAUCUGGUAGCUUGCUGCUUGUUUCCUCACUAUUCACUUUCACCAUGUGGUUACCACUGUCACUGCCCGUUAACUUUAGUUGUCUCGGUGUUGUGUGUACUCUACAAGGAGCUUCUAUCCUCCGUGGUGCUUAAGAAACUAUGCUGCAGCGCUGCCCACGCAGAGCCCCAUGCCGGCUGUUUCUUUGUCCCUGUGUACUCCCCCCAUUUCCCGUGACUCUGUAUCUUAUUCUCCCGUGUUUUCCUGUAGAACGAAUUCCAGGCACAGCUACUCAUGGAUAUGUCACUCAUCGUGAGCCAGGUUGCCAGUUUCAGUCAAGCUGAUGGCAUUGAAUAAAUGUAAAAACAAUGUACUUUUAA